CCUAUUGCACUCGCCGUCGGUGCAGCACAUCACUCUGCUCGUAAUCGCACUGCAUCCAAAUGUUGAUCUCCCGUAUUGAUCUACGCAUGCUACCUCCUUCUUGCCUAAGUCGCACCGGGGCUUAACUUCACAAGCACUGAUGAGCAAUCGGCAUUAACAGUUGUCACUGCAGCAUCAGAUGAGGAUAAAGUUAGUAUGAAGAGUCGCUCGGAAAGUAAACGACGGUAAAGACUUCACACUGAGUAAGAGCGAAGAAGACGAGAGCGAGGACAAGGAAGAAGAACUUCAUCGUGUAUAUGUAACAAAUUUAUGCGUGGAAUUUAGCACCGUUUAGGUCGUCGUUCCGUGCGUAAUGGAGUGCUGGAGAAUCCUAAAAGAUGUCUUCCCCUUUACACUUCUACUUCAACCUCAAGUCUUUGAUGUGGGCCAUGCAGUUGACUGGUAAAGGGUUUGUUCUUGAUUUUGGUUCAGGGCACUGGAAAUCCGCGGCAAGGAUCGCGGCUCACGGUCAUGUGAGUGCACUCCACUUGGAUGAGCUGUUUGAACAGUUGUUGCUGAGAUAUCUCAAGGGUCGACCUAUUCACCAGACACUCAUUGGUUUAUUGCAACUAUCCCUCACCCUCCAUAACUUUAAUCUUAAUGCCAUGGAUCAUAGCGUCUCUACCUAUCAUUUCACUAACCCUCAUCUUCCUAUCUUACAUUCCUGUUUACCUUGCCACUUUGACAAAUACGUUGCAUCCUGGUUUGAGAUAUGAAGAAGACAAGCCAGC
This is a messenger RNA of Spizellomyces punctatus DAOM BR117, 770 nucleotides long. RefSeq lists its product as uncharacterized. The record is from RefSeq and is a predicted model, not a curated record. The transcript has a single exon. NCBI's taxonomy places the organism in Eukaryota, Fungi, Chytridiomycota, Chytridiomycetes, Spizellomycetales, Spizellomycetaceae. The coding region runs from base 378 to 755 and encodes 125 amino acids.